CUAUGUAUGUUCUUCCUCCUCUUCUCCCCAUUCCUCUUUUUGACCUAAUAAUUAAUUCUCUUGCGAUAUUCUUUUUGUAAACACAAAAUCGUUAUUCCGAGGUCGUCAUGCCUCUCCUCCCAAGAGUCAACUCGGCCGUGGCCAACAGGUCCCAGUCCAAGAAACAAAAGUUCAAGACGUUUAUGCGACAAUGGUUUCUUGUCAACUGGCGCGAUUUACUCGCCAUGGCUGUAGUUGGAGCUGUCGCCUUUGGUAUCUACCAUUCUCCUGUCAUCAUCACACGAACGUUUCCCGUCACCUUCGAUGCGACCUCGGGAGAUAUUGUCUACCCGCAAUGGGCGUACCCUGAUCGCGGUUGGAUUCUUCCCUCAUGGCUGUCCGGUUUGAUAUCCAUUGCUAUACCUAUCAUCACCUACAUCGUCGCCCAAUUCCGGAUCAAAUCGGCCUGGGAUGCGAGCAACGCAAUCAUUGGAACAAAUUGGUCUGUCAUUCUGGCGUCUCUUUUCCAGGUCACCCUCAAACAACUUGUCGGUGGUUUCAGACCUUACUUUCUCGAUGUUUGUAUGCCAGAUAUUUCUCUCGCCAAAACGCACAACAAGACUGGCUUGAAUGGAGUUGGUUUCUACCAAAUCAUGUACACCACCGAAAUCUGCACCCAGCCUGAUAAAUCGAGGAUCCAAAAUGCCAUCACAUCUUUCCCAAGCGGUCACACGACUGCCGCUUUCGCCGGAUUCGGAUUCCUCUUCCUAUGGCUCAACGCCAAACUCAAGGUCUGGGCAGACCACAAGCCCGCCUUCUGGAAACUCUUCCUCACAUUCCUACCUCUCCUCGGAGCAGUCCUAAUCGCUGGUUCACUCACCAUCGACGCUGCACACAACUGGUACGACAUUCUAGGGGGCGGUUUUAUCGGCACGAUCAUGGCAUUCGCAUCAUAUCGCUCUACCUAUGCUAGCGUCUGGGACUGGCGCUUCAACCAUCUCCCGCUUCAAGAGACGGAGGCUUUCCGGUAUGGGUUCGACGGGGAUCUGGACUAUGCUGCCCAGACUUUAUCUAUGGCUGCUGGCUGGGGAGGCAAGAAGGUUAGGUUGCCUGAAAGCGCGAGUGCCCCUGCUAUCAGCUCUGAGUCUACGCUUCGAAGUGGCGCUGAGGAGAUAGAAAACCUAGAUGCGAAUACUAGAAGGAAGCGAAGGGGACCGGUUGGAGAUGAGGCUGUCUGAUGAGGAGGCUUGAGUUUACACAAGAAUAUUUACAGUUGGAGUUGGAGCUUGGCAUAGAUUUGCAUAUUGACUAUAAUGAUAAUGACAAGUUUUGACAAGAACAUGCUUCUUCGACCUCGGCUGAGGAUCCAUCGAUGCAAAACUGCUCUUGAUGAGUUACCAACCAACGUCCGAUCUGGUUGCUCUGUCUGCUCGA
Fusarium odoratissimum NRRL 54006 is the source of this 1413-nucleotide messenger RNA. RefSeq lists its product as uncharacterized. Bases 108 to 1217 code for a protein of 369 amino acids. The transcript has 2 exons. Gene Ontology annotation, molecular function: phosphatidate phosphatase activity. NCBI's taxonomy places the organism in Eukaryota, Fungi, Ascomycota, Sordariomycetes, Hypocreales, Nectriaceae. The record is from RefSeq and is a predicted model, not a curated record. Gene Ontology annotation, biological process: phospholipid metabolic process.